This is a messenger RNA of Papilio machaon (common yellow swallowtail), 387 nucleotides long. RefSeq names its product glycine-rich protein 23 (gene CPG17). Lineage: Eukaryota; Metazoa; Arthropoda; Insecta; Lepidoptera; Papilionidae. The transcript is spliced from 3 exons. Bases 1 to 387 code for a protein of 128 amino acids. The record is from RefSeq and is a predicted model, not a curated record.
AUGGCAAAAAUUUUGAUUGUCGCCCUGGUUUUAGUAGCCGCGGUAUCAGCACGACCAGGCUAUGGCGGCGGAAUCGGGGGCGGCAGCGGUGGAUUUGGCGGCUCAAGCAGUGGCUUCGGCGGUCACUCCGGUCUCCAGGGUGGCGGAGGCGGACAUGGCCAAAGUGGCUUUGGCGGUCAAGGGAUCGGCAGUGGAUACGGUGGUGGACAUAGCGGGGGCCACUCCAGCGGUUUCGGUAGCGGAAUAGGAGGUGGUCACUCCGGCGGUUUCGGUGGCGGAAUAGGAGGUGGCCACUCCGGCGGUCUCGGUGGCGGAAUAGGAAGUGGCCAUGGAGGUCAUGGAGGAUUAGGUGGUGGCAGCGGAUUCGGUUACGGUCACGGUCAUUAA